AUGUGUAGAAAAUUAUUAUUAGUGUUCGCGAUAUUUAUUUUAAGUGUUGGUAUAAAUGCGAAGGAUUUUAAAAGAAAUGCCAGUGCUGAAGUAAGAUCUACAAGCAAAAUGAAUCAGGACGAUGGGUCUGCGCUGGUUUUUGCUGAUGAGUUUAAGCAAGUGUUGGAGCGGCACAUGUUCGGGAUGUGCCCACAACCUUCUAUGUACCGUUGGUCGCAGAUAUCCAGCAGAAAGAACAACACUUUCUCGUGCGAUCCAAACGACGAGCAAGAUCUGGCUGGCAGGUUGUCAGCACUAGCGACGAAGCUAAACGCAAUCUCAGCCACCGAUUGCUCACGAUUCGGCAUCGCGCUCGCCAACACUCUCAACGAACUGGUUCAGGUUGCGAUUGACAGACAGGCGAUAGCUGCUGCUGCACACGAGAAAAAACGAAGACUAUCUAAAAGUCAAAAGGCAAAAAUCGCGGCAAAACAACGAACUGCACUAGCUGUCAGAAAGAGGGCGGCAGCCAACGCUGCUGCUGCCGCCGCUGCCGCCGCCGCCGCCGCUGCCAAACAAUCGCCAACAGGAUAUUAUUAUAAAAAG
Brenthis ino (lesser marbled fritillary) is the source of this 585-nucleotide messenger RNA. The record is from the annotation of a GenBank genome assembly. NCBI's taxonomy places the organism in Eukaryota, Metazoa, Arthropoda, Insecta, Lepidoptera, Nymphalidae.